Dermacentor andersoni is the source of this 3330-nucleotide messenger RNA. RefSeq lists its product as uncharacterized. The record is from RefSeq and is a predicted model, not a curated record. Gene Ontology annotation, biological process: COPII vesicle coat assembly; endoplasmic reticulum to Golgi vesicle-mediated transport. Lineage: Eukaryota; Metazoa; Arthropoda; Arachnida; Ixodida; Ixodidae. Gene Ontology annotation, molecular function: identical protein binding. Gene Ontology annotation, cellular component: endoplasmic reticulum exit site.
UUUUGCCGUUGGCAACAGUGAGAGCUGACAAAGACGUCGUGUCGUCAAAAAGGAAGAGUUGGAAGCUGCUGUUUAUGCCAAAUCGCCCGGCGCGAUGAAUACAUAUCACUCGUCAGGAAAUGAGGAAGCGAGCAAUUUUGCUCAGAUGGAUUUGAGCGGCAAACUAAUUAUAAAGGCGCAGCUGGGCGACGACAUACGCCGCAUUCCAAUCCACAACGAAGACAUCACGUACGACGAGCUAAUACUGAUGAUGCAGCGAGUGUUCCGAGGCAAGCUUUCCAGUAACGACGAGGUCACGGUGAAGUACAAGGAUGAAGAUGGUGACCUUAUUACCAUUUUUGACAGCUCAGACUUGUCUUUUGCCAUUCAGUGCAGCCGGAUACUGAAGCUAACAAUAUUCGUGAACCAGCAACCAGUUCCAUUGGAGCCAGACGAAAUUAAGCACCUCAGGAAAGAGCUGCAGGAAAUUAGGAAUGUUGUAAACCGCCUGCUGGACAGAUUCGAGCCCCGUCACUUUGUCUCCAACAGUUCAGAGCCAGAAGACAGUGCGGGAACUGCUCAACUGAAAGCCGCAAAUGCUGUCGCACCAAAGGAGUUUGACCCACUUGCUUCCAAACAGGCGGCUGGUGAUGAGCCUGGUGCACAGAUGAAACCCAAAGGUGAAAAUGGCCGGGUCGGCACUCCAGACAGCAUCUCUAGCCUGGAUUCAGCCGCAGCCACUCAGCAGAAGCUCCAUCUGCAGCAGCAGCAACAUCAGCAGCAACAACAUCAGCAGCAGCAGCAGCAACAAGUGCAUCUUCAGCAGCAGCAGCAUCAUCAGUACCCUCAGCAUCCCGGUCAUCCUGGAGUUGCAUACAUGGGACCGCCGGGGGCACAGCAGCCUUACACACCUCAAGGGCAUCCACCUCCGCAGCAGCAGCAGCCACAUCCACAGCCUCCCACACAACAGCAGCCGCAGGUUCCCCCUGGAGGCUACGCAGGCGCACCAUUGCCGACGGCCAGGCCUGGUCCUACGCCAACUCCUGGGAUGCCCGGCCAGCCUCCCCAAGGGCCGUACGGUCAGCCUGUAUACCCCCAGACUUCGGUUGCACAGAGCAUGCCUCACGGUCAGCAGUUCCCACCGGGCGCCACCCCGACCGGGAUACAGGGACCGCCACAGCAGGGUGCUCCCCAGGGUAUUCCCCAGGGCCCACCACCACAGCCCGGGCAACCGCAGCCUCCAUACGGUGGUGCCCCGCCCGUGUCGCAGGCCUACCCUGGUUAUCCGCCCCACUCUGUGCCCUCUUCUCAAGCUGGCGCCUACCACUCAAACCCAAGCCCAACUCCAACCAGUGCCGGCAAUCCCUACGCCAGGGGAGGGUCCCUCCCCACUUCCUAUCCCCGGCCAGCACCGGCCUAUCCUCAGGGGUACCAGUAACAUGGAGCCAAGUGAUGGCUACAGUUUUUCUCCUCGCUCUCUCUGUUUCUUCUUGUAAGUUGAGCAAGAAGGAGUCUGGAGAGUUGUGGUAGCCACCAAAGGAGCGAAUCUUGCCCCCCACCUGUACUGAUGGAGUGGUAGGUGGAAGCGCUGGCAAAAUGGAAGUUCUUUUCUUACUCCAUGCGCAGAUCAAUUUGUGGACCACUAGUUUGAAUCUAAGGCACUUCUACCGCAGAAUUUGUAAAGCAACCACAGAUGCAAGAUCGCGUGCGUAGAGAGAAGUGUGGCCUAGAAUGCAGAGGCCACUAAAUGUUAUCGUACGGGAAGAUCACUUUUGCAAUUUGCUAUUUUUUUUUCCUAGAAAAAACAUUUUCUUUCUUGAGGCAGUUCAGCGCGAGAUUGAGCACAUUGAAACACUCAGGUGUAUGGAGCUCAGAACGAGAGCAGAUUGUCCUGGCCCUUAUGAUUUUCUAUUUGAAUGCACAGAUGAGGAAAUGUAAAGCUUUUGUAAGGGAAGUGUAUGGCUGCUGUGCUAAAUGUAAUAAUUUGUAGUUACAACCAACCCUGCGCACUGUUGUGUUGUAAAGACAGGAAGCUGAUUUGCGUAGGGGAAUAUGAACUGAAGAUCAAGGCUUUCGACAUUUCAAAGAUCAAAGGCUUUCCAGCGUGGUGCUUUUAUGUAUUCGAGUAUUUGUGCAAUGCAUGAAGAGAGAUGGAGACCUCUGCUUAGGAGAUUUUCAUAGUCGAAUUUAUUUAAUUUGCGAUAAUGUCGGGCUCUACUUUUGGCAGCACCAUUGCGUCUGAUGUAAACAGUGCACACACACAUUUAAUACUUCAGUAGUCGCCUUAAUGUCAAGAGGCCGCCUUAUUGCAUGGCCAUGCUGGCUAAAUGUAGUCCAUGGCAUUUACCAUACUCGGCGCAUGCAAAACAAUGAACUCGGGCUUGGAGUGUAUUGCUGUGCAGCUCUUCGUUGAGCAAUGUUUGUCUUUCGUGAUCUUUGUGUUUCGCUAAGUUUUUUUACUGUACUAUUUGAUGCAAGCCACUAAAGAACUUGCUCUUACCAUACUAUUGUUUCUUUACAUUGUGCUUGUUGCUGGUCAUUAGUUUUGGCAUUCAGAAGAAUCAAGACCAAUAUGUAUGUAUAUCUGGUUUGCCAAGUGUCUUACUUGCUGCGAGAAAAAGGUACACAUUAGAAAUUCAGUUCCUGCAUCUAGGAGGUGCUGGCAUGUAUGUCGUGGCUAAAGUUCCAGUGCCUGUUUGUGCUGCUAUUUUUCAUAUUUUGCUAGCCGUUGCUGCAGAUUGCAGUAAUAAACCAUCUGUAAAAAAAAAAAAAAAAAAUCCCAGAAUUUGGCAUCACAAAUACUGGUAUGGAAUGCUUGGGGCAUAGCUUUGGUGUAGCAUUCUUGUUGUUUGUUUUUGGGCUAACUUCAGUGGGGUUUUAGUCAUGAUGAUGCAGAAAUAUAAAAAGUGAAAAUAGGUUUUUCUAAUGAGCCGAUCAGUGUUGUGCCCACAACUUUUGCGAACGCACACCCAAUGUGUAAUAUCGGGUAGCAGCAUUAAACGAAGGUAACUGUACAUUGAGUAGUAUUCUGUUCGCUGCAAAGCACACUUUGUAAUCCUACUUGCCAGCUAACUUGCAAUAACUGAGUUUCUGCUCAUAACUUAUCUUGCUUAUAGUCUUUCACAUUCCACAUGCUUGGCGUUUGUACAUAACUUGGUGACCACCAUUAGGUUUAUUAGGUUUAGCCUUGCGUAAUUUCUGUGCGCCAUUCCUUGUUCACAAUCAGCCAGCAAGUAGUGUUUGGGCAUUGAGGCAAGAGUUUGUUGCAACAACCAUGCCGGCGCUUAGCGGUACUGUGAUGGCUUCUGCGUGUACACAUUUUUAUGUGGAAUAAACAUGGACUACUAGAAA